GCCGGGUUCUACAAAGAAAUGUGAAUGCUCAACGUAAUUUUGGUAUCGAACAAGUGCAAACGCUUAUUACACCUGAUGGUACAAGAACCGAGUUUAAUGAGGAUCAAGCUCUCUUACCAAAGAUUAAUUACGAGCCACCUUCAAUGAAUUUUCAUCGAAUUUGUUUCAUUAUUUUUUCAUCUUUUAUCGUACCAAUAUUUUUUCACUUUGUAGGAAACAUAUAUGUUGGUAUCGCAACUAUUUUUGUUGUAACUUAUAUGGGAGUAUAUUUGCAUGUAAGAGAAUACUCAGAGAGAAAUUGUAAUAUUAUUCUUGUUGCGUUUCUGGAUUACGUUAAGAAAAAUACUUCUUGCUUUCAUUAUAUGCCCCGAUGGGAUGGAUUUAUUGCGCUAGCCCUUACCGAUAUUAUAACA
Molecule: messenger RNA, 413 nt
Organism: Racocetra persica
Lineage: Eukaryota; Fungi; Glomeromycota; Glomeromycetes; Diversisporales; Gigasporaceae
Source: the annotation of a GenBank genome assembly